Brassicogethes aeneus is the source of this 2323-nucleotide messenger RNA. The record is from the annotation of a GenBank genome assembly. Lineage: Eukaryota; Metazoa; Arthropoda; Insecta; Coleoptera; Nitidulidae.
UUAGACUUAAAGAUAACUCUACUCACUACCAGAGGGCGCUUUGAAAAAAACUGUCAACAACUUAACCUAAAAAAAACUUCAAAAUACAAAAUGAGCUCAAAGGAUUCGCAAUUUGUUAAAAAACCUUACACUGGAAUCGUUACACCGCACAGAUUGACUGUGGCGAUUUUAAUUAACAUAUUUUGUUCGUACAGAGACUCAGAAUCUUUUAAGUCGUUAAAGAAUAGUAUAGCGCAAUGUUCGUUUCGAAGGAAUUUCGCGUGUUUGUGCUUGCAAUUAAUGCAAAGACCUGAUUUGACUCUCAAGGAUUUAAGAGAUUUAUUGCAAUCAGAUAAAUAUCGUGUUCCCAUUGAAGUAUUAGAUGCGUUCGAUGAGACUUUGGAGGCUAUGUAUCACAAUGGCUCCGGCUACAUGCUGGACAACGUGGACAGUUUUAGUAGGUGCAUACAGGUGCAAAGCGACACAGAUUCUAAACUCUGCCCCAGAACAUUCGUAGCAAAAAACAGUGUUGUUGGGUAUUAUGUGAGACGACUGAUUGUUUAUUUCGAUAAUUUAACGUUUUCUGAAAUAACCGGAGUGUAUUUGGCGUUUCAAAGAUACUAUGAAAGGUGGAAAAAUUUAUCCAAGGAAAAUGUUAGUAGGAAGGAUUUAAUUACGGAUCGAAAUAGGUUUCAAGAGCAAUGGUCUAGGAGACAGGCUGAGUUGUUUAUUGCCACACAGGCUGAAUUGUUGUCUAAUAAUGUGGAAAAAGCCAUGAAUCCUGUGGAUAUGCAGAAAACAAUUGCUAGUUUGUUGAAAUCCAAUCCUCGUCUAUCAGAAGCUCAUUUUCUGUCAUAUUUAAACUAUGCUAGGAUAAAAGAUUUUUGUGGGGCCAUCAAUAGUCUUUAUCAUUGUUUUGAUAAAGGGUUAGUUUUGGAUAAAGGUUCCAGUGAGGAAAGAAGCAAAGGGCAGAGAUAUGCUGCGUUAAAUUUAGCCAUUUUGCACCAUCAUUUUAACCAUAAUGAUGAAGCUUUAGCAUCUCUAAACGAAUCAAUCAAACUUUCCCAUGAAGCCAAUGAUAAUGUUUGUCUACAAGAAGCACUUUCCUGGUUAUACCGAAUCAGUAAAUCUAAUAAAGAUAAAUUAAUUUCCCAUUGUACUCUUAAGAGUUUUGAAUUGAAUUUAACUUACACGAAAUCAUUGGGAUUGCAAUGUUUUGGUAAAUUUAGCGUGGAAAAUUCUGGAAAUCCGCAACCUAUAUUUGAGAUUUUGGCCAAAAGCGACUUAAUCAACUACCAGCACAACCACAGGGACCUAAUUUGCAACAACUACACAAUGAAAGCGGCCUUGUGGCAGUUCUACGGUAAAACCGAAAUGGGCUCCCUCUGGAGCCAACUCUUCAUGUACCUCAACUUGGACUCGUGGUCACCAUCAAACGCUUUCUACGGCGAAGGUUUCUGUCUGUCGAUGUGCAACAUCGCCAACAACCUCUUGCAGCAAGGCGACUACAAUUUGGUGCACGUUUUGCUGAGUUUUUUGAGGCGGCGUUACCCGAACGAGCCUCGGUGUUUGGCUUGGAAACUCAUCGAGAAUUUGUUCGUCUACACCAAGGCGUUCCACAACGAAAAAUGGUACGACGCGGAGUGCGCGGCCCAAAAAAUCAUGGUUCUCAAUAAGUACGAAGGGUACCUACGCUUGGGAGAGCUGUAUUACUACAAAGAAGACUACGCGGAAGCCCACAGAUGCGCGACAGAUUUACUCAAACUGUUCGACGAGGAAAAAGACAUGUUCUUCUAUACGAGAGCCAAAGUUCUUCUAGCAGAAAUACAAUUCGCUUCCUCUUUUCCCAAUAUUCCUCCAGGCAUUAUUACUAUCCUAGAAGACAUUCUAAUGGAUGCCACGAAAUACCGACUGGACUUCCAAACGGCCAUAAUUUAUCUGCACAUAGCCCACGUCCAAUUUCUCAUGGGGCUUACGAGUCAAGCGUUGAAAGUGCUGGAUAAGGCGCUGGUGCAAAUUAUGGCCCAUGGUGGUAAUUUUGAUAGAGCCAGAGCUAUGCUUUUGUACGCCAAAUUGUUAAUAGCUGGUUCCAAAAACUUGGAUGAAUCCCCAAGGGUGGCGGUUUUGAAUGAUGCAGCCGAUAUUUUGGAGAAAGUUAAGAACGAUUUUGAUAAAGUCCAGGCUUAUUCCAGGGUCAAAGACGUGUUGUAUUUACAGUCUCAACUGUAUGAUAUAGUAAAAAGGAAGGAAGAAAGAAAUAAGUGCUCGCAUGAAUUUAGAAAGUUAGGGGAAGUACACAACACCAAAAAUCAUUUUACUCUUGUAAAAUACCUGUAAAUAAAUA